This is a messenger RNA of Chiroxiphia lanceolata (lance-tailed manakin), 3996 nucleotides long. It is a transcript of the gene TRPV1, whose product is annotated as transient receptor potential cation channel subfamily V member 1. The transcript is spliced from 16 exons. The record is from RefSeq and is a predicted model, not a curated record. Gene Ontology annotation, biological process: calcium ion import across plasma membrane. NCBI's taxonomy places the organism in Eukaryota, Metazoa, Chordata, Aves, Passeriformes, Pipridae. The coding region runs from base 1049 to 3511 and encodes 820 amino acids. Gene Ontology annotation, molecular function: calcium channel activity; protein binding. Gene Ontology annotation, cellular component: membrane.
CCAUUUGAUACAAUGCCAUAGGGUGUUCUAAGGAGCAUAAUUAGUUUGCUAUUAAAUAGGCAAAUGUAUAAUUCUUUUAUACAUCUAUGGAUAGACAGAUAGAUGGCAAGACUAGAAAGACAGCUGCCUUUUGCAAAACGUAGCACAGAUAAUUUCAUUAAAUAAUUUCAUAAUCUACUCAAAACCUCAGGAGGCUUGGGGGUUGCUCCCAACCCAUCAGCCCAGCCUCUGGAAAAACUCUUUCUCUAGACUAGUUUUUGUCAGAAAGAUUGUAUGUAAAUUAUAUAUUUAACAAUAUUUGACACAGUUCUUUAUUUUUAAGGGUGUUGGAUCCAUCCUGGAUUAGGUGAGAUAUUUUUCCUAAUUACAUUAAUAUUUAGAAGCUGACUGUUACCUAUAUAAUUUAAAUAAAACCUAGUAGGGAUGUGGAACAAUGGAAAGGCUUUAGGACUUUCUGUCAUUGGUUCUUGCUCAGCUCUGUUCUGAAUCAGCUUAUCUUUAAAAUAAUUAUCUCUAAAUUAGCCACUCAAGAAAGAUGUCCAGAAAGAUGACUGUGGCACAUUUUACAAAGUUUUGGAAAUUGAAAUUAAACUGUGACUCACAGAAACAAUUGUUGUCUGAUGGUUUGGGUGUUUUUUUGCAAAGUUGAGUGUAUUUACAAAGAGGAAAUCUGGAGAAGAAUAUCCAUUACUAAAUGCAAUUAAAGGGGAGAAAAAAACAACAGCAACUCACUGCAAUUCUUGUAAAGAGCUCUGCUAAACCUCUGGGAAUCGAAGCCACUGAUGCUUCUGGUUCCAGAAUUGUUCUUAAUUAUCUUAUUGCUCUAUUCUCUGUUCUUCUAGUGAACUUCCCUUGAUUCUAAAAAUCAGCACAUACCACACUUUUGCAGACAAAUGAAGUGGAGAAGCAAACUCUGAGGGCUUUUCAAUCCAGGCACCCUGGAGGAGGAAUAUCUGGCACCAAAUUCCUGUAGAUCAGUGGGUGCUUACUGAGACUGGACUAUUUUUUGGAAGACGGGAUUUUUGUCAGUAUUUACUGCCUGCUCAUCAUGUCUUCAAUUCUUGGGAAGAUGAAGAAAUUUGGCAGUUUUGACAUGGAGGAAUCUGAAGUGGCAGAUGAACACACAGAAGGGGAGGACUCUGUCCUGGAAACAUCUGAGAACUCCCAGGGCCCACCCAGCACCAGGGCACAGCCACCCAAAAGCAACAUCUUUGCAAGGCGUGGGCGGUUUGUGAUGGGGGACAGUGACAAGGACAUGGCUCCCAUGGACUCCUUUUACCAGAUGGAUCACCUGGUGGCACCUUCUGUCAUCAAAUUUAAUGUCAAUUUGGAGAGGGGGAAACUUCACAAGCUCCUGUCUGCAGAUUCCAUCACAGGCUGCUCAGAAAAAGCUUUCAAGUUUUACGAUCGCAGAAGGAUCUUUGAUGCUGUAGCCCGAGGCAACACAAAGGACCUGAGUGACCUGCUACUCUACCUUAAUAGAACCUUCAAGCACCUCACAGAUGAGGAGUUCAAAGAGCCUGAAACUGGGAAAACCUGUUUACUGAAAGCCAUGCUGAACCUGCAUGAUGGGAAAAAUGAUACCAUCCCCUUGCUGCUGGAUAUUGCAAGAAAAACUGGAACUCUGAAAGAGUUUGUUAAUGCAGAAUAUACUGACAACUACUACAAGGGCCAGACUGCUCUUCACAUCGCCAUCGAGAGAAGGAACAUGUACCUGGUGAAGCUCUUGGUCCAGAAUGGAGCAGAUGUUCAUGCACGAGCCUGUGGGGAGUUCUUCAGGAAAAUCAAAGGGAAAUCUGGCUUUUAUUUUGGGGAGCUGCCCUUGUCCCUGGCUGCCUGCACCAACCAGCUCUGCAUUGUGAAAUUCCUGCUGGAGAAUCCCUACCAGGCAGCUGACAUUGCUGCUGAGGACUCCAUGGGCAACAUGGUCCUGCACACCCUGGUGGAGAUUGCAGAUAACACUAAGGAUAACACCAAGUUUGUAACCAAGAUGUACAAUAACAUAUUGAUCCUUGGUGCCAAAAUUAAUCCAAUCCUGAAGCUGGAAGAGCUCACCAACAAGAAAGGGCUGACUCCAUUAACCCUGGCAGCCAAAACAGGGAAGAUAGGGAUUUUCGCUUACAUCCUCAGACGAGAGAUCAAAGAUCCCGAGUGCAGACACCUGUCCAGGAAGUUCACUGAAUGGGCAUAUGGACCUGUCCACUCCUCUCUUUAUGACCUGUCCUGUAUAGACACAUGUGAGAAAAAUUCAGUGCUGGAGAUUCUUGCCUACAGCAGUGAGACACCAUCUGAUACAUGCUGGUCCCAGCAAGACUCUCCUCUUUCUCCUUCUGCUCAGAACCGGCACGAGAUGCUGCUGGUGGAGCCCCUUAACAGGCUCCUGCAAGACAAGUGGGACCGGUUUGUCAAACACUUGUUUUACUUCAACUUCUUUGUCUAUACCUUGCACAUCAGCAUCCUCACUGCAGCUGCUUACUACAGACCUGUACAGAAGGACCAAAAGCCUCCCUUCACCUUUGGUUACACCACUGGGGAGUAUUUUCGAGUGACUGGAGAGAUCCUGAGCGUUCUGGGAGGCCUCUAUUUUUUUUUCAGAGGGAUACAAUAUUUCGUGCAGAGGCGCCCGUCACUCAAGACGCUGAUCAUUGAUGGCUACAGUGAGGUUCUUUUCUUUGUUCACUCCUUGCUCCUCCUGAGCUCCGUGGUGCUGUACUUCUGUGGCCAGGAACUCUACGUGGCUUCCAUGGUGUUCUCCUUGGCACUGGGCUGGGCCAACAUGCUCUACUACACCCGGGGCUUCCAGCAGAUGGGCAUUUACUCUGUCAUGAUUGCCAAGAUGAUCCUUAGAGAUCUGUGUCGCUUCAUGUUUGUCUAUCUAGUGUUCCUCUUGGGAUUUUCUACAGCUGUGGUGACUUUAAUUGAGGAUGACAAUGAGGGGCAAGAGACAAAUACCUCUGACUAUUCCCGCUGCUGCCACGUGAGACGAGGCCGCACGUCCUACAACAGCCUGUAUUACACCUGCCUGGAGCUUUUCAAGUUCACUAUUGGGAUGGGGGACCUGGAGUUCACAGAGAACUACAGGUUCAAGUCUGUGUUUGUCAUCCUCUUGGUUCUCUAUGUCAUCCUCACGUACAUCCUCCUGCUCAACAUGCUCAUUGCGCUGAUGGGGGAAACCGUGAACAAAAUUGCCCAGGAGAGCAAGAGCAUCUGGAAACUCCAGAGAGCCAUCACAAUCUUGGAUAUCGAAAACAGCUACUUGAACUGUUUGAAGAGCUCAUUCCGGUCCGGGAAGCAAGUCUUGGUGGGGAUCACACCUGAUGGCCAAGAUGAUUACAGAUGGUGCUUUAGGGUUGAUGAAGUGAACUGGUCCACAUGGAAUACGAAUCUGGGCAUAAUUAACGAAGACCCCGGGUACUCUGGGGACCUCAGACGGAAUCUGAGUUUCUCUAUUAAACCUGGCAGAGCACAAAAUGUGAAGGAUGAAGUGGGCUCAUCACUCACAGCAGUUUGACUCUUGGGAAUAAAACCCCCAUAGAUCUGUCAUUCUGAAUGAAGAUUUUACAAGAAGAUAACAUGUAAAUCCUGAGGAGAUGGAGCAGUGUAUGAUGGCAACCAGAUAGCCAGGAGGAGCCUUUUGGAGGCCCCAAGCCCUACAGUUUGGGAGCUGAGCCCCCAGCACAGAAAUAUUUAACUGUGCAAUCAGUCUCUGCUGUACUUGCCAGCUGAAAUAUGGAAAACUCAUGCAACAGUAUGGGCAAGAAAACCACAAAGCUCUUUCUUCCUGCUUCUUUCUUCUUCUUUCAUCAGCUUCCUUUUUAAACCACUUGGAUAUUUUCUGAUUCUGUGGAGGGGGGAAAAUUAACCAUUCCUUUCCUUUGUAGUUUCAGGGAAACACUGGAAAACAUUGGUUCCGCUUUUAAGAGAUGGAAGCAGGAGAGAAGAUACUCACAAGCUACCAGAGGAAGUCAAAUUAAAACCUGUUUUGGAACCUUAUUA